AUGGACCAACCCAGGCCAUCAGGGAUGGGCCCAGCCGUUCGGUUCAACGAGGGUCAAGCAUAUGACGUGCAUCUGGAGUUUUACCGGGAUAACGUUGACACGCAGAGGUCCGGCCACCGGGUGGCAACGCUUGUCCUUUUCCUCUCGGAUGUCCAAAAAGGCGGCGAAGUGAACUUCCCCCAGGGCAAGUCCGAGCACUCACAUUGGCCCUGGGACUCGUCCCUCUCUCCAUGUGCCCGCCAAGGCGUGUCAGUCCCACCAGUCAAAGGAGACGCACUGCUGUUUUUUCAAGUAACCGCAUCUGGUUACCACGACCCCUCUGCCGCCCGCCGAAACUGCCCGGUUCUCGAGGGCCCACCCAAGUGGACGGCAGAAAAAUCUAUCGCUAUCCAGAAGUACACUGCGCGGAGGGAUUUGAUUGGGUGCGUGGACGAGCAUCCGUUCUGCAAGAUUUGGGCGGCACAAGGGGAGUGCAAGGGGUAUAAUGAUUAUAUGAUUGGGAAUCAGGAGUCGUUUGGGUUCUGUAGAAAGUCGUGCAAAGCUUGUACCUAG
Molecule: messenger RNA, 552 nt
Organism: Closterium sp. NIES-65
Lineage: Eukaryota; Viridiplantae; Streptophyta; Zygnematophyceae; Desmidiales; Closteriaceae
Source: the annotation of a GenBank genome assembly